GUUGGGUUCAGUCUCAACAAUGGCAUGUCUCUGAUUGGCCCCAUUGCCAUCUUCCCCAAGACUGUGCUAAGCUGGUGUGUCACAAAUUCACACGAUAUAAAUGAAGAUUCGCUUUCUCUUUUUUAUUUACUAGAACCAAAAAUAGAUAUUCUUGUGAUUGGCAUAGGAGAUAAAGGAAGCCACGUGGAUACACGAAUUAUCCGGUUCAUGAGGAACAAGGGCAUCAAUAUAGAGUUGCUGCCAACGGAGUCUGCAUGUACCACAUUUAACUUUCUGAACCAGGAAGGUCGAUACGUAGCUGGUGCAUUCAUACCACCAGCGUUACUAGCUGUGAAUGAGGAUGAUAGGGUACAGACUGAGAGGAAAAGAAAGGAACUGUACAUCACAGAGGAAAACUGGCUAUAAUAUACAGUAUGGGUUCUUCAGAUAUUAGUUACUUUAACCCUUAAACUGUCCAAACAGAUCUAUGUUCACAUGCGUAGUGCUCCAAAAGUAGAUCUACGUUUUUUCACACAUUUUCAAAUAUAACAAAAAAAAAAAAAGGUAGAUCAAAGUUUUUUUACAUGUUUUCAAAAGUAAAAAAAACAAAAAAUAGAUCUACGUUUGGACAGUUUAAGGGUUAAUAAGCUCUCGGUUAAGUUGCAUAAAAGGUGAUCACUAUUCAUAUCUUUAUUGACUUAGUUUUUUUUUUUUUUUUCAACAAGUCGGCUGUCUCCCACCGAGGAAGGGUGACGAGACGGCCGACUUGUUGAAAAAAAAUUCAGUCAAUAAAGAUAUGAAUAGUGAUCACCUUUUAUACAACUUAACUGAGACCUUAUUAACCCUUAAACUGUCCAAACGUAGAUCUACGUUUUUUUCAACAUUUGAAAGUAUGUAAAAAAGUAGAUCUUUUUGUUUUUUACUUUUGAAAACGUGUAAAAAAAAAAAAAAUGAAAGUACUGUAAAUAAAUACCUCAAUGAAAACAAGUUUUAUUACAAAUGAUAGGUGUGCCUCACUUUAUUUGGUAGACAAGUUCCUGGCCCAUGAGGCAUACAUCAAAAUCACAAAGUGAACCCACUGUAACGUGUAAAUCGUUGAGAUAUGUGCAUUCCGAGACCUUGACUAUACUGACC
This is a messenger RNA of Cherax quadricarinatus, 1113 nucleotides long. Lineage: Eukaryota; Metazoa; Arthropoda; Malacostraca; Decapoda; Parastacidae. The record is from RefSeq and is a predicted model, not a curated record.